Molecule: messenger RNA, 1375 nt
Organism: Lotus japonicus
Lineage: Eukaryota; Viridiplantae; Streptophyta; Magnoliopsida; Fabales; Fabaceae
Product: inositol oxygenase 1-like
Exons: 11
Coding region: 265-1182 (305 amino acids)
Biological process (GO): inositol catabolic process
Cellular component (GO): cytoplasm
Molecular function (GO): inositol oxygenase activity; iron ion binding
Source: RefSeq, a predicted model, not a curated record
UGAUAAGGGAAGAAUAAGGUUUUGAUAAUCAUAAUCAUGUGUUGUGCCAAAGAUGGAAAGAAAGAGAAGGAAAGGUUGGAUUUUCAGGGAAGGACUUAUGAAGUCCCAAUUCUCAGGGAAGGACUCUCCGGCCAGCUAUAAAUACUCCCAUUCCAACGGCAACAAUGCUCACCAAACCCCAAUUUCCUCCUCUUUUUCCUGCUUCCCUCACUUCUCUUUCUUUCUUAGUUUUCCUCUCUAACUCUCAGAUUCAGAGUUAUCACCAUGACUAUCAUCAUUGACCAACCUGAUCACUUUGGGUCUGAUGUAGAGGGAAAGACGGUACCAAUAGAUGAGAAGGAACUGGUGUUGGACGGUGGAUUUGUGAUGCCACAUACCAACUCAUUUGGGCACACUUUUAGGGAUUACAAUGCUGAAAGUGAGAGGCAAGAAGGAGUGGAGAACUUCUACAGGAAAAAUCACAUUUAUCAAUCCGUUGAUUUCGUGAAGAAAAUGAGAGAGGAAUAUGGAAAACUGAACAGGGUGGAGAUGAGCAUGUGGGAAUGUUGUGAGCUUCUUAAUGAAGUGGUGGAUGAGAGUGACCCUGAUUUGGAUGAACCUCAGAUUGAGCACUUGCUACAGACAGCUGAAGCUAUAAGGAAGGACUACCCAAAUGAAGAUUGGCUUCAUUUAACUGGCCUUAUCCAUGACCUUGGCAAGGUGCUUCUGCUCCCCGUUUUUGGAGGACUUCCUCAAUGGGCUGUAGUAGGUGACACAUUCCCAGUUGGUUGCAGAUUUGAUGAGUCCAUUGUUCAUCACAAGCAUUUUAAGGAGAACCCAGACUACAACAACCCUGCAUACAACACUAGAUAUGGGAUGUACUCAGAGAAAUGUGGACUUAACAACGUGCUGAUGUCAUGGGGACAUGAUGACUACAUGUAUCUUGUGGCAAAGGAGAAUAAGACUACUCUGCCUUCAGCUGCUCUGUUCAUUAUCAGAUACCAUUCAUUCUAUGCUUUACAUAGGGAAGGAGCCUAUAAGCACUUGAUGAAUGAAGAGGAUUUUGAGAAUCUGGAAUGGCUCCACAUUUUCAACAAAUACGACCUCUAUAGCAAGAGCAAAGUUCGAAUUGAUGUUGAAAAGGUCAAGCCAUACUAUCUCUCUCUCAUUGAAAAGUACUUUCCUGCAAAGCUAAAGUGGUGAGGUGUUGGAGCCUUGAAGUUGCAAUAAUGUAGCAUGAUAAUUAGUUUAGUAUGGAGUAGAGGGACUAGGAUUUUCCUUUUUGAGAAUCAGUAGAGGGAAUAAGCCAUUAAGCUGAAGUAGCAUGGAUUUCUAAGCUUUGUUGGUUGAAGAUUCAUGUAUGAAUAAAUAUUUAUGGUCAAAUUCCCAUGUGAAA